AUGUUGCAAAGGAUUGAAAGUUUAGUCAAAGGACUGGUGGUGGUUUUUCUGGCUUUUAUGGUAGUUCAGACCGUUUCGGAUUGCAAUGUCUGCCAAUCGAAUCAAGUGGCCUGCAUCAACUCCACCUCAUUUUACCUGUGUUUCGGCGAUGGAACCCCACAUCGUGAUCAGUUGUACCACUGCCUCGAGGGCUUCGACUGCACCAAUCUCACGGCGAUUUGUGUUCAGAAGAGCAGCCAACGUCCUCCCAGCUGCGGGGAUACCACGCAGUGUGGCCAGUGCAAUGCCAAUCGGAAUUACCUGUUCGCCUGCCAGAGUCGCGGUAUAUUCCAGAUGUGCUAUGGAGCCACCAGGCCCACGGGAAAGUUCGGUUACUGCCCCUCGGGAACCGUUUGCGAUGCCACCAGCACUUCGAUCUGUGUGCCUGAGGUCACAGGUCAAACGCUCACCUGCGACAUAAAUGAUGAGCUAGUGGACACCACCACUGCUUCAACGGUGACCACUACCGAGAGUAGCACUACGGAAAGCACCACUGAAAGCACUACAGAAAGCACCACUGACAGCAGCACUGAUUCCACAGUAGUUACUACAGUGAGCCCCCUAACACCCGAACAGAUGUGCACUCAGCUUAAUGCCACUGGACUUUUCCCCAUCAUUCCCACGGAUCCCUAUUGCCAGCGCUACGUUAGUUGCUACUUUAAUAACAACGUUCUUAUCAGAUCAGCGGAAUAUAACUGUCCGGCGACCUCCUACUUUGUUUCGCAGACCCAGAGCUGCGUGUACGUCAAUCCGGGCUACUGUCUUUGAGGUCGAACACCGC
Drosophila takahashii is the source of this 820-nucleotide messenger RNA. RefSeq lists its product as uncharacterized. Gene Ontology annotation, cellular component: extracellular region. The record is from RefSeq and is a predicted model, not a curated record. NCBI's taxonomy places the organism in Eukaryota, Metazoa, Arthropoda, Insecta, Diptera, Drosophilidae. Gene Ontology annotation, molecular function: chitin binding.